AUGUCCACACUCGAUCACGACCUUGCUGCUGUUCGCAAUGCCAUUUCUAAGAAACAGCCCUUCAUCACUGGUACCCAUCCUCUUACCGACAACUCUGGACUCUUCUUUUUUCGGACAGGAGGCGGUACAGGAGCACAUUGUAUAGACCUCGCCAACGCCGACGACGCGAGCCUUCAAGUUUUGCUAGAAGCGUGUCAGCCGGCUCCUUUCGGCAUCGACAACAAAGAUGUAUUGGAUGAAACCUAUCGAAAAGCUUGGAAGAUGGACAACUCCAAUUUCGCGACGCGCCUUGACGUGGUUAAUACCGGAAUCUUGGAUUGUAUUCGCUCAAUGCUUAUGCAGGGAAACAAGAACAAGAAAAUUCGGCCGGAAAUGUACAAGUUGAAUGUUUAUGGUCCUGGCUCUUUCUUCAAAGCACACAAGGAUACUCCCCGCGGCGAGAACAUGUUCGGUUCACUCGUUGUUGUUUUCCCGACUCGCCACGAGGGAGGAGCCCUUCAACUCCGUCAUAAGGGUCAAGAAUGGACCUUUGAUUCUGCAGCCAUCACUUCCACGCAAGACGUCCCUUCAAUUGCUUACGUCGCAUUCUAUGGCGACGUCGAACACGAAGUCUCCAUGGUCACCUCUGGUUAUCGCGUCACUUUGACUUACAACCUCUAUUUUGACGACACCUCAUCUAAGCCGGGUCCCAUAUAUUCCUGGAUGAAGGAAGACGAACUUGCACUCCGUACAUCUCUAUCCGCCCUUCUUGAUCAUCGCGAUUUAUUGCCCGAUGGCGGAUAUCUCGGUUUCGGUCUCGAAUUCAUGUACCCCGUCGCCCGAGGGACUAUCAGAGGGCUAAUCAACUCCCUCAAAGGAAGCGACGCCAUGAUUAAACUCGUCCUGGAACAACUCAAUCUCAAGCCCCAGGUCAAAAUCAUCUACGAGGAUAACGAGGACGCAUACCCUGCAGGUCACCAUUAUGGGGAUGACCAGCCACCUCUCAAGAGGCCUCACAUCAUGCUGGACGACGAGGAUGAACUUCCGGACUGGGAAACGGAGGAGCCUUUUCGGAUUUCGAUACCCGAAGGUGGACACGGAAUCGUGAUUUGCGGCGCGGAUGAGGUUGGCGAAUACUCCGACUACGGCCAUGAGGUCCUUCGAGCUAAGAAGGUGUUAUGGGUCACGCCACAAAUGACGUUCACCAGCCUCAAGUCCCCUUACGUGGCUUAUGGAAACGAGGCAUCGCUUGGGUUCACAACUUUGGUAGGAUAUGUGUGGAUGAUCUCCGACAAUGGGGCACCAGAAUGCCGGAUCGGUAGUUAG
Molecule: messenger RNA, 1305 nt
Organism: Laccaria bicolor S238N-H82
Lineage: Eukaryota; Fungi; Basidiomycota; Agaricomycetes; Agaricales; Hydnangiaceae
Exons: 5
Coding region: 1-1305 (434 amino acids)
Source: RefSeq, a predicted model, not a curated record